AUGUCCUCACAUUCAAAACCUGUUUACCGAAAGAAAUACAUUCCCCUGGAAUCUAAUCCUGACAUAUUUUCCAGGCUCAUCGACUCUCUAGGCGUUUCUGGUCUAGAAUUUCAAGAUGUCUAUUCUCUCGAGGAUGAUCUCCUGGAAACGGUUUCCCGGCCAGUUCUUGCACUUGUGAUCCUCUUUCCAGCCAUUGGAGAAGAAUACGAGAAGGAGUUAGAAGAGGAACGAGCGAUUGGGACGGUUUAUGAAGGUAGCGGGGAAGAAGAGGACGUCGUCUGGUUCCGGCAGACGAUCAAUCUUGCUUGUGGACUAUACGCGAUUCUUCAUUCGAUAUCUAACGGACAGGCCAGAAACUACAUCGAGUCUGGGUCUCCGAUAGAAAAACUUUUGGAGACAUGCAUACCUCUGAAACCCUAUGAACGCGCUCUGGCUCUAGAAGCAUCCGACGAACUUGAAGAAAUACAUAAUCUUGCCGGCAAGGAGGGGGACACGACCUUUUCUCCUGGCUCGGACGACGUCGACUACCACUACUCUUGUUUGGUUAAAUCUCGUCAAUCUGGCCGGCUGUACGAACUAGACGGUAUGAAGUCAGGACCCGUAGACACGGGUUUAUCCUUGGGUGAAAGCGAAGAUAUACUCUCCAAACCUGCGUUAGAGCUCGUAAAAGAUUUCAUUCGUCGACAAAGUUCAAGAUACCAGAGCGAUGGCUUCAAUUUGAUGGCACUCGUUCCGUCUUGGAGUCCGCCGACGCCGCGGUUGUCUAUCUCGAAUUGA
Messenger RNA from Marasmius oreades (fairy-ring Marasmius), 777 nucleotides. RefSeq lists its product as uncharacterized. Gene Ontology annotation, cellular component: cytoplasm. Lineage: Eukaryota; Fungi; Basidiomycota; Agaricomycetes; Agaricales; Marasmiaceae. The transcript is spliced from 2 exons. Gene Ontology annotation, biological process: ubiquitin-dependent protein catabolic process; protein deubiquitination. Gene Ontology annotation, molecular function: cysteine-type deubiquitinase activity. Bases 1 to 777 code for a protein of 258 amino acids. The record is from RefSeq and is a predicted model, not a curated record.